GGCCCCGCCCCGGGCCGGGCUCCGCCCUCGGGGCUGGGCGGCAGCGCGGAGUCGAGGCCAGCCGAGCCCAGCUUAGCCUGCCCAUCGCCAGGGCGCAGGGAGCGGGACCGCGGCCCCGGGACAGCGACCAGCAGGUGAAGGAGGCCCUCAGGCCGGCACCAUGACAGAGUGCUUUGACUGUGACAACUGCAAGGAGUCCUUGUAUGGACGCAAGUACAUCCAGAUGGACAAUGGCCCGUACUGCAUCCCAUGCUAUGACGCCCACUUUGCCAACACCUGCGAUGAGUGCAAAGAGCUGAUUGGCCACGACUGCAGGGAGCUGUACUACGAGGAUCGCCAUUACCACGAGCACUGCUUCCGCUGCUUCCGCUGCGACCGCUCCCUGGCUGACGAGCCGUUCACCUGCCAGGGCGAGGAGCUGCUCUGCAACGACUGCUACUGCAGCGAGUUCUCCUCCAAAUGCAUUGCCUGCGAGAAGACUGUCAUGCCAGGGUCGCGUAAGCUGGAGUACAACGGACAGACCUGGCACGAGCAUUGCUUCAUAUGCAGCAGCUGCCAGCAGCCCAUUGGGUCACGGUCCUUCAUCCCAGACAAGAAGGAUUAUUACUGUGUGCCCUGUUACGAGAGCAAGUUCGCUCCUCGUUGCACUCGUUGCAAAAAGACCCUGACCAAGGGAGGAGUGACCUACCGGGACGAGCCCUGGCACAAGGAGUGCUUUGUCUGCACAGGCUGCAAGACCCCCUUGGCUGGGCAGCAAUUCACCUCCCAGGACGACAACCCGUACUGCAUCAAGUGCUUUGGGAACCUCUAUGCCAAGAAGUGCAGUGCCUGCUCAAAGCCCAUCACAGGCUUUGGUGGCGGCAAAUAUGUCUCCUUUGAGGACCGUCACUGGCACCACAACUGCUUCAACUGUGCCCGCUGCAGCACCUCGCUGGUGGGGAAGGGCUUCAUCCCUGACAAAGAUGAGAUCCUGUGCCGCGACUGCAGCAGUGACCUAUGAGUCUCCAAGGACACCGCGGGGCAGGGCUUCCUCUGUUCUUCAGGGCCUCUGUGCCAGAUCCCCCAGCAGCAUUUCAGGGGCCAGGCACAAGGCACAGGAGAUUGGGGCUUGGCCCCGAACCGCGGUGUGUUCAGGGGACUCCUGUGCCCCCUCCCUGAAGGCUAGAGUACGCUAUGCUAUGGCUCUGUGCAGAGUCAAAGCUAAAUAAAAUUGAAAAAGGAGCUUCAAUACCCCCCAUUAUUUACUCUUUCUUUUUGCUUCCAGUCUGACCAGGCACGAGCUGAGCCCAGGGCCCCAGCUGAGUAAAGGGCAGCUUCUGUACUGGGCUGCUGGAUCUGCACGCUGGCAGCAUGUCUUUUCCCCCCAUCACGGUGCAGACUUCCCUCUUUUCCCCACGUGGUUCUCUCUGUGUGACAUGAGGCAGUGGCUGCAGGGCUGUGCAGCUCAGCUGUGCUGGGUUAAGGCUGUAACCACCACCACCAUAUGCAUGGCUGACCUGGGCAUGAAGGGUCCUCUGCUCCGUUUGGGAGGACUGGGGAUGCCAGGCUGGAGUGUUGCCAGGAGAAGAGCAUGUUUGUCCUGCCAGAUGGGAUCCACCUGUGGAAUUCUAUAACACCUCACCGUUUGCAGGCAAGACCCUUUGCUCAGCAUCUCUGUAGAGGUGCUCUCUCAGCUGUGAAUGAGGAGCUCGAGUUGCUCAUAGGUACAGGGUGUUCGGCCCACCCUCACCUCCCUGCCCCUUUCCCAUCCACCUGUGCCAUGACCUCCCAUGGCUGCAGUGGCUGAGCUGGAGCUGGGGCUGUUGGCCUGCUGCUGCUCCCCUGAGACGUGCCUGACUGAGCCCCUGAGAAGGGUGUGCUGAAGGCUGAGAGCACUGAGGGCUUUAUUCUUGCUCUAUCCUUCUCAUGGGGAUUCAUGGCAUGGGCACUGGUGUACGGAGCCCAGCUGCCUGUGGCACUGGGAACACCAGAGACCUUUGUUAAUUCAGGGAGGGGAGUGUUGCCCACAGGCUGUGGCUGUUUUUGGGAGCUUCUGGGAGUGCUAGGAGGGAGGGUCUGUGGGAGCACAGGGCUGCAGCAUGGAGGGCAGCCGAGGGGGCAGUGGAGUGCCCACAACCUGCUCCUGCCAGGGCUGCCUGUGUCCCCCUGCAGUGGGCAGGGAGUGGAGGCUCCCCCUGGCCACACUCACUGUGUCCCAAAUGAGAAGCAAAGCAAAGGUGGCACCUGAGGGGGUCUUUGCAUAGCCCAGGUCCCUGUGCUGGCCCUAACUGUGCAAAAUAGGAUGUCUUGAGCCAUCCUUGCCCAAUGACUGAGCUGGCCCUGGGCCCCACUCAGGCCCUUCUGCAGUAGGAUGCCCAUGCCUGCCUUGUCUCUACAUCCUUCUGCUUCUGUCUUACUGGGGCACUUACACUGACCCUGCUUUCCUGCUUAUCAGCCAUGUGCUUUUCUGAAAGCCUGUUCUUGUGGGGUUUUUCCCUUUUGUACGCAUUUGUCAUGAAUAUCUGUCAUUUUGUACCCAACUACAGGAUGAAGGGGCUAGCCCCCCACCCAGGCUUCACUUAGGAACAGAAAAUGUUAUGCAUGUUGAAGUGUUAUUAACUUUGUAUUCAGAUCCUUGUUGAACCCUUGGAAGCUUUAAUGCCAGUAAAUUGGAGUUUGUGUGUUUGCUAUUCUGAGGAGCUUGGAGCUGUCUCCAGAAGGAAUUGCCUUAAAUCUCAACCGCCUUUGUAUUUCCUACAGCUUUAUACAAUAAACUGUUUUAGUGACA
Messenger RNA from Chiroxiphia lanceolata (lance-tailed manakin), 2767 nucleotides. RefSeq names its product four and a half LIM domains 3 (gene FHL3). Gene Ontology annotation, cellular component: stress fiber; nucleus; Z disc. Gene Ontology annotation, biological process: actin cytoskeleton organization. The transcript has 6 exons. Gene Ontology annotation, molecular function: transcription coregulator activity; actin binding. The record is from RefSeq and is a predicted model, not a curated record. The coding region runs from base 161 to 1000 and encodes 279 amino acids. Lineage: Eukaryota; Metazoa; Chordata; Aves; Passeriformes; Pipridae.